GUUGCAGUUCUCAUUGCGUAGCAGCAACAGCUUACUGUUUACUCUAUUUUUAUCGGAAAAAAUAUUAAUAUUUGCCCAAUUUCAUUAAAAGUCCAAAGGCAUUCUUGGCAUUAUAAUAAAUACAAGAAUAAAAUCAAAAUGAUUUUAUUCUUGUUGGGAACGCUUGCUGUUGUCGCUUUGUUUUUUAAGUUCUGUAGUAUUAAAUUAACUUUCAGCAUUAGAAACUUUUUCUCCAGGACCGUGCCACCGUUAAGUCUAUUACCCACGGAGACAGAGAUUCUCUUGGAGAAGCCAAAGCCUGUUUUGAAUCGUACGCAGGACCCAGACUCUCUGCUUUUCUUCGGAGCCAGUAAGACUGGAGUGAAAAUAUUUGCAGAAAUCAAAAGGAGACAAUUUAAUUCUGCUGCAAUUGAUUUUGUGUUAACACUGAGUGAUGGCACGACUCUAGAAAGCUGUGAUUCUGCUUCAUGCCUUCUCUAUUGUCAAAACUGGUCAACUAAUUUUCUAACAUUCGAAGUAGUAGAGUCCAUGAAAACUUGGCGCAUAGUAUACAAUGGGAAUUUGAAAAAUAAUCAGAUCAGCCCCGCAAGUUCUCAUCAUGUCAAGAUAAAUUUACUGUGGCAUGCAAUGAGCGUUCCUGUAUUCUUUCGAGGUAAUACAUUCGACCCAGAGUAUAAUGUUUCUUCCAAAAGUGAAACAACACUGAGAGAAGAAUUUUCAGGAUAUGAACAAUGGGGCACAAUGGUUGGAAUUAUUCAGUCAAAAAUGUCAGAUGGAAAAUACUUGGAAGAAGAGAUUCGACUCCAAAGUUUCAGGCGAAGAAGUUGGCGCACAGUGGAUCACAGCAAGCAACUUAUUCUAAUUGAUGAGAUAGGCAACAAAUUUUCAUUUUUCCUGACGACCGGUUUGUUAAGAAAAAACAAAUCCGAUGUAUGUGGUCACAUUCAAAGAACAAUCCGAGUCCAGGAGUACAUUAAGCUGUCAGUCUUAAAUUACCAAGAGAGUGGUGCCUUCAAAAAACUAACUUUUUCUGAUAGUCGUAAUAAUUACAGUUUUAUCAUUAAAGUGGCUAAUUAUACAAGAGAUUCUAUUCAAUUUGCAAGUUGGCAUUCUGCUUCAGAGAAAGGAGUUGGUUUCCAAAUAACACCCUCACUGUGUGAACCAGACUUAAUUCCAGAUUUAUCAUCACUUUUAAGAGUAUAUGCCACAGAAUGCAUUUCAAAUUCGACGGAUCUAGCCGUACUUCCGCUGAGCUCAGCAGAGUGUUGUCAAGUUGCCAUAGUUGGUGGCAAAGCUGCCUCUCUGGCCUACAUGCAAAUUGGAAAGAAACUUAAUUUCAUAAAAAAUGCACUUAUUCCACCUGGAAUAUGCUUAACUACUUCGACUUUAGAGCAGCACUUGGAAAUCCACCAAAAUUUGAAAAAUGCCGUCUAUGCUCUGAAAGAUCUUGGUCCUGAUGUAUCAGACGCUGUCGUACAAGAGAAAUGUGAAAGAAUCACUUCCAUCUGGGCAUCAACGCCUAUUUCAGCUGAGUUAUCUGAAAUUCUGAAUAGAUUUUUACAACCGGAAACUCGCUAUGCUGUAAGAUCCUCAGGAAUUCAUGAAGAUGGAGAGAACAUCUCUGCGGCAGGACAGAACGAAACCUUUUUGAAUGUCUCAGGCGUAUCUGAAAUAUCUGAGGCUGUCAAGAACUGUUGGGCGUCUUUAUUCUCAUUCAGAUCACUGAAGUAUAGGAGACAACAUGGUUUGCCUGUCGUCACUUCUAUGGGUGUCAUUAUUCAAGAAAUGGCUCCGGCUGAUGCAGCAGGAGUGAUGUUUUCUCGCGAUCCUGUUUCGGGUGACCCCUCUCUUAUCGUAAUCAAUGCCACCAGAGGAUUGGGUGAUGCUGUUGUCUCUGGCACGGUAAAUCCAGACUAUAUUACUGUUCAUCGAGAUGGAGGCUCUAAGUUCUCAAUAAUAGAUCAAAAAGCUGGGAACAGAGAUUCCAAUCCAUUGUGUUUAACAUCAGCUCAAAUUAUGGAGCUAUCAAAGGUGUGUAUGGAUGUCGAAAGAAUCUUUGGUUUCUCUUGUGAUAUCGAGUGGGCAGUAGCUAAAGACAAAAUCUAUCUUCUUCAAGCAAGGCCGAUUACCUCUACUCUGGUCUGGAGUGAUUUUGAAAUCAUUCAUGAGUUUGAUACUUCAUUCACCGAAGAUGACGUGCAAAGCACAUAUAAUGUUGGAGAAAUAUUUCCAUCCGCCACAACACCUUUGACUAUGACAACUUUUGGACUAUGGAUAAACAUCGUGCAUCACGAGCAUUCAUCGCUGAAACGGAUCAACGAAGUUUUGUACCGUUAUGUUCCAUGUGGCAUAACGUUCUCCCACCAGAGACUCCUUUUUGACAUCCAGUGGUUGCUGUUGCGAGAAUUCCCCAAAGAAGUUAAUCGGAUACACUUGAUAGCACAGCUGAUAUUUGCUGGGAAGAUCUUUGCCAAUGAAGAAAUUUACACUCUCGCAUUCAGAAGAUUCCGCUCCGAGAAAUACUUACCAAAACUCCUCUUUGGUCUUGCUUAUUUCAAAAUGGUUCUAUCACAACUGUGGAACUCAGUUUUCUUGAGUUUUUUUGGAACUUUAAGAAGGGAUCACAUGCAAAAUUUUGAAGUCGUCAGCUCUGGAGAAGCUUUUGCACUCUUACCGGAAGCUUAUGAGCAUUAUGAAAAGGCAUUGAUGCAACACAUACAAGUCAGCGCCUUCACUGGCCUCAUGGAAACUAUAACAGUUGCAGUUUUAACUGAGAAUGAAAACGAUUUCACCAACGAUACUUUUUCAGAUAUGUCUCUCUUAAUGACCACCAUUAACAAAGAUGUGUACUCCAUGAGAAUGCCUCUACUUUUGGAGAAAUUCUGCACUUCAAUGAGGAAAAGCUGUGCUGUGGACCAGUUCUGCAACAUCCCACCAAACAUGGCGCAUCACUUUCUAAAGAAAACCUGUCCCGACGCCCAUUUAAUUCUGGAGGAAUUGAUCAAAGAUUUUGGACACCGAGGAAUAAGCGAGAUGGAGUUGAUGUCUGAUAAUUGGUUGACCAAACCAGACAGCCUGAUUGAACUAUUGCAGCGGUUGGUUAAAAAUGACUCACCCCCGAAAACAAUAGUGGACUCCAACGAAGACUUAUCGUUUAUUAUUCAAAGCUUAAAAACACCUCGUAAGGAUUUCACGAGGAAACUUUUGAAAAUUUUGACUCCAAUAGUACGGAAGACAGUUGAACUGCGAGAAUUAUCCAAAAAUGAGUUAGUAGCAACGACGCAUCGGCUGAGAGUCAUUUAUAUUGCCCUCGGCAAUGCUUUGACAAGAGAGGGUCGCAUACCAGAUCCUUCUCUGAUAUAUUUCAUGAGUUUUCCUCAGUUGGCAACAAUCAUGCAUACAACAGACAGCUUGAUAUUGCAAAAAGCACUCCGGCGUAAGAGGUUGUGGCCAACUAUGAAAAGUUUCAUUUUUCCUGACGUUGCAAUCGGAUGGCCUCAGCCAACUGUGCGGAAAGUUAAUUUGGAGCCUGGGACAACGAGUGUGAAGGGGAUGCCAGUCCAUUUAGGAGAGGCCAGUGGCAGAGCAUGCGUGGUUAAGAGUUUGGAUGAUUGCAGCCAAAUUAGAGACGGAGAUAUUUUAGUGACCAACUCAAUUGAUAUUGGAUGGUCUGCCUAUUUUCCCCUCUUGCAAGGGAUCGUUGUCGAGAUGGGUGGCAUAAUCUCCCAUGGAGUUGUAGUUGCAAGGGAAUACGGACUUCCCGCCUUGGUUGAUGCCACGAAUGCUACUGAUAUUUUUAACACAGGUGAUGCCGUUUAUCUUGAUGCAAAAAAUGGUGUGCUGAGCAAAGUCUCCUGCUAGGAAUACAUUUUGGUUCUUCUUGAUCCAAGGCAUGAAGUGAGUUACUCGUGUGUAAACUCCAGGGUACUGGCCUUUCCCGCAGCCAAUUCCCCAACUGACUAUUCCAACCUGUGUCCAUGUGCCGUCUUCAACCAUCAACGGGCCCCCACUGUCACCCUGAACCAAAAAAAAUAUCUAAUGAGUACCAAGAGAGAUCCACCACCAACAGGUAGGAGCAAAAAAUUAUAAUUUUUAGAGGAUAGGAAAGAAGAUUUCAGGGCUUGUUCGUAAAAUAUUUAGCGCUAAAUGACUGGAUUUUUCAACUUCUCCUUGCUCUCUUGAAAGGCUUACGUGAUGAAGGUCCUCAUCCUUUAAUACAUAAAAACAAAAUGGCGCAACACUCUCCUCAACCCCCUCCCUCCUUAGAGCGUCACAUAUUUUAUGAGAAACCCUUUAUCACUCAACACUAAUUUGGAGCGAUUAUUUCUUGAAGGGAUGUUUUCAUUCAGUUCAAUGCAAUUCACAGGCAAAACCAUCUUAUCCGUUUGGGAAAAAAAUUAAAUUGGGAAAGAUUUGUGCAUUUAGAACUUACACUACACGAGUCUUGAGCGGUUUGCCCGGCGCACAACAUUGUAUCAAUGAUUCCACCAGGGGCUGCUGGCCCGUACUUUUCUUUACACUCCUGGUUCGUCCAAACGGGUAUGUUCACCUUCUGCAGUAUGGCCGGUUGAGGACCCACUGAAAUCAUCGAAAAUCAGGUUGAAAUGAGUGCCUUGGAAUAGUCUUUAUUUCAGAUAUAUUAGUUUGUUAUUUCAGUAUCGUUUUAAUUGUCAUGAAUUUCUUCCCUUCAUUUUUCACGACCCCACAUAUUUUCUCACCCAUGUUAUUACGCUAAUGCUGCGACCAAAUAUCUUGAUUUUAAAAGCUUCAUGCCGAAGAGUGUCCAUUUAUUUCCGUUUUAAAUAUAUUAUGAAAUUACUCAGAACUAUUUAGAUAAUUGUACAACUGGGAUGAUAGUAUAAAAAUAUAAUUGUCUGCUUCACUUCCAAAAUGAUCAUACUGAUGUUUUCCCUCUUCCCAUGAAAAUUUAGCAUAUCUUUUCAACUGCAUUUUUUUAAUGAAGCCUCUAUUAAAUUUUCGAGGGUGAAUAAUUUGAAAUAAAAAUGAUAGUCAAAAGCGAAAUAAUUCCUCAUGCAUUAGAUUUACUUACUCUCUCGCAAACUUCCCCACCCUAUCACAGUGGCAGUCUUCCCUGCAUACGCUUUGUUGCCUGAUGGGAGGCAGAUAGAGCGGAUAUUCCUCGAAUACGUCACUGGUGAGUCUAAAGUUAUAAUGGCAACAUCAUUAUACUGGGGAACAGAUAAUCGAAAAUAAGUCGAAUGAACACAUCAUAUUGUUAGAGUUAAAUCAGUUGAAAAUAAAGAGUGUAUGUAAUAUUGUUUCAUUGUAGUAUAACUUUUAGCAAUAAAAUAACUGUGUCACCUUCCAGCCAAACUAUCACAAGUACCAUUGUUGACAAAUUAGAAUACAGAAAGACUUCUCGGGGUUCGGGACUUUUCUGGUUUAAGAAUAACAAUUCGGCAGGGAAAACUUAUAAUUCUUAAUUUUUUCGUAUGUGUCUGUCGUCAAUUGUUUUCUUUAUUAUGCUGAAGAUUUAAAAACUAGUUUAUCACAAGCGCCAUGACGCCAUGGGGUAUUAGAACAGGGUAUCACAAGAAAGUGAUUUGAGCAGGUACAUAUUAGAAAUUUCAAGUCUCUGCUGUGUUUGGAACAGCUGUGUUCAACUUUUUCAGUUUUACAUCGGUCUUAUGGAGAUUGGCGCUUGUAAUACUUCGACUGGAAGGUGACAAAUUCAGGCUCAAACAUUUUACGAUCAUUCUAAUGAUGUUCAUUACUUAGAGUAUUGAACGCUCAGGGCGUGAAGCAUAGUAAUAUUCGUAGUUUGAAGAUGUUGUGAGAUUGAAAUUUUAAUCAGACACCUCCCCUGUUUGUAGAAGGGAUGUUCCAAUUAACUUUUGUCUAAAAUCUGGUAUGAAGUGUAAAAUUGUUUUCAUUUCUAGGAAAUAGAAACAAGUGAAGACUCCUAGGUCAUCCCUUCAAUUUCAUUUGUGUAAAAGGUUUUUUCGAAAAAAUGAAUGUAAAUAAAAAGAAUCAAUGUAAAAUAUAUAGAAUUUGACCUUUUAUGUAUUACUGCAGUAGGUACUUACCAAUGUCCGAGCGUCAAAACCUUUAUGCCUGACUAUCCUUUUCACCUUUUUCUCAAUGUGCCGCACGUCAGAGGAACUCUUAAUGUUAUGAUCUCCAAGAUUCACCGUCAAUUGGGCCACAUCCCAAGAGCUCAUGCUGAAAAGUAGAAAAAUAUUUCAAUGAGAAUUUAGGCACUGAGAAAAAUCCAUUAUUUGUUCUUUGUCAUUUUUAUAUUCAGGAUGCUCUUGCCACCAAUAGUGAUACCGUUAAAAUAUUGUUAAUGCAUUCAAUCUUCAUAAGCUUAGGAAUUCAUGAAAACACUUAAUUUACAAACCUUUCAUUGAAUACAAAAGUUGUUUUAUGUGGGGAACAGUAACAAUACAUUUUACAUUUACAAAAAGAUAAAAUAAAUAUACAUGGUAAAGUUGAAAAAAAGUAUAAAUACUCUGGUAUAACAAAUUAUCCAAUAAAAUGCAACCAUUUUUUGUUGAAAAUGUA
This is a messenger RNA of Bemisia tabaci, 6525 nucleotides long. Its product is annotated as rifampicin phosphotransferase. The record is from RefSeq and is a predicted model, not a curated record. Lineage: Eukaryota; Metazoa; Arthropoda; Insecta; Hemiptera; Aleyrodidae. Gene Ontology annotation, molecular function: kinase activity; ATP binding. Gene Ontology annotation, biological process: phosphorylation.